GCAGCAUCCAGAUGAAGUCCUACCUGAUGGGGAACCCCGAGCUGAAGCUGGCAUUGAACGAGGACAUCAACAUCAAGAACCAGAAUCUCGGUGGGUACGGAGGGGGGUACGGUGCCGUGGUGCUCGACGACUGCAACUUCCACGAGUGCGUGGACCUCCAGGACUUCAGCGACCAACGCACGCUCGCAUUCUACCCGCCGGACGGCGAGUUUGCGGUGAUGAACUAUCGCAUCACUGGGGACUUCCGUGUGCCCUUCAGGAUUUUUCCCUUCGUGGAGCAGCAGACGCCCCACAAGAUAGAGAUCACCAUAAAGGUGCGAGCAGAUAUCCCUGAGCAGAACUACGGCGGGAACGUGCAGAUCUCCUGCGUGCUCCCCAAGACCACUGCCUCCGUGUCCAACGAGCUGGGCACCACCACGGGGCAGUCCGCCGAGUACAUCUCCUCGGAGCACAAGCUCGUCUGGAACAUCAAAAAGUUCGCCGGUGGCUCGGAG
This is a messenger RNA of Prorocentrum cordatum, 494 nucleotides long. NCBI's taxonomy places the organism in Eukaryota, Dinophyceae, Prorocentrales, Prorocentraceae. The record is from the annotation of a GenBank genome assembly.